AUGUGUCGCACAGCUGAUUACAGUCCAUCAAAUGCGAGGCGUUGUCGUCUGUUUCGCAGCUUGUCAAGUAUGGGAAUAAUAGUACCUACAAAUGCAACCCCAUCUGAUACAGUUGCUAAUGGGAUUUUGGAAUCAAGUUCAUAUGUGGGGUAUCAGCAUUCUUGCGAUCCGGCUUUAUCAUUCUUCGCAGUCUACGAUCGUUAUCUCGUCUGCAACACUACAAUUGGGACUCUACAAUGUCCAGCAACGACGUUUUGGGAUGGAUCAAUUUGCAUGAAUAAAGGUUACAAUGGAUUCAAUUGUAAUUCUCCGAUUAUGUGCAGAUCAGAUUUAAAUUUGAGCUGCUCGAUUCCAAAUGGAGAAUGUAGAGUUAGUGUUUGCAACAGCAUAUUUCUGAAUGAAACGACUUACUCAACUGGUGGUAGUCCACAGUCAGUAGCCGUAGUCGACGUUAACAGCGACAACAAACCCGAUAUUGUUGUAGCAAACGGAGGUUCAAACAACGUCGGUAUUCUUCUCAAUGCAGGCAAUGGUACGUUUCUUAGUCAGAUUAUUUACUCAACUGGUAGUAAUCCACAGUCAAUAGCAAUAGUCGAUGUCAAUAGCGACAACAAAUCCGAUAUUAUUGUCGCAAACUAUGGUUCGAACAACGUCGGUAUUCUUCUCAAUACAGGCAGUGGCACGUUCCUCAAUCAAACGACUUACUCAACUGGUGGUGGUCCACAAUCAGUAGUAGUAGUCGACGUCAACAACGACAACAAACCUGAUAUUGUUAUCGCAAACGGAGGUUCAGACAACGUCGGUAUUCUUCUUAACAAAGGCAAUGGCACGUUUCUCAAUCAAACUACUUACUCAACUGGUAGUAAUCCACGCUCAGUAGCAGUAGUCGAUGUCAACAACGACAACAAACCUGAUAUUGUUGUCGCAAACUGGGGUUCAAACGACGCCAGUGUUCUUCUCAACACAGGUAUCGGCACGUUUCUGAAUCAAAUUAUUUACACAACUGGUGGUGCUCCACAGUCAGUAGCAGUAGUUGAUGUCAACAACGACAAUAAACCCGAUAUUGUUGUCGCAAACUAUGGAUGGGCUACCGUCGGUGUUCUUCUCAAUGCAGGCAAUGGCACAUUUCUUAGUCAAACUAUUUACUCGACUGGCGAUCAUCCGGCAUCAGUAGUAGUAGUCGACGUCAACAAGGACAACAAACCUGAUAUUGUUGUCGCAAACUGGAAUUCAAUCAGCGUUGGUGUCCUUCUCAAUGCAGGCAAUGGCACGUUUCUCAGUCAGAUUGCUUACUCAACUGGCAGUUAUCCAACCUCAGUAGCAGUAGUCGAUGUCAACAGCGACAAACAACCCGAUAUUGUUGUAGCAAACGGAGGUGCGAACAACGUCAGUGUUUUCUUACACUGUUAA
Molecule: messenger RNA, 1410 nt
Organism: Adineta steineri
Lineage: Eukaryota; Metazoa; Rotifera; Eurotatoria; Adinetida; Adinetidae
Source: the annotation of a GenBank genome assembly